Sturnus vulgaris (Common starling) is the source of this 2226-nucleotide messenger RNA. It is a transcript of the gene GPR63, whose product is annotated as G protein-coupled receptor 63. Gene Ontology annotation, molecular function: G protein-coupled receptor activity. Gene Ontology annotation, cellular component: membrane. The record is from RefSeq and is a predicted model, not a curated record. Gene Ontology annotation, biological process: G protein-coupled receptor signaling pathway. NCBI's taxonomy places the organism in Eukaryota, Metazoa, Chordata, Aves, Passeriformes, Sturnidae.
UUUGUUUUCCCCGGCCACUGUGAUGGCAGGAAACUUCCCGGAGGGAUGGGCUCAGGCCGGGCUUGUGCUGCGCCGGGCUCCGCAGGGCUCCGGUCACAUCGUGAGGUUAUUUGGGAGAACAAUAAUUAGCUGAAUAAAACAGCACAAGAUGACUUAUGAUUCCUGCUCUUCAUGGCAGCCUAUCUGGAUUGUCCCUGCAGAAUGCUACAGCUUCCUUUCCUUCAUGGUGUUCUCAGCUUGUGGAAUCAUAAACCUCAGUGGAACUUUGGAUGGAAAUACUGACAUGAACUUAAGAACUUUGAUGCUUUCAAACCUUGAAUUUUGAUUGUUACAUGACCAGUUCAAAAUACUGCCUGAACAAGAUGAAAUGCCUUGAAGACCUUUGGUUCUGUUUUCAUUUUUCCUGAAGCAAUGGUUUUCUCAGCAAUGUUGACACUGGCCCACUCUGGGACCUCAAAUACUACUUUCAUUGUUUAUGAAAAUGCCUAUACGAAUUUUACCACUCCCCAGUUCUUGCUUCACAGUGGCACAACACAGCCAUUGAGAUAUAGUUCAGGUGCUGUGCUCACCACUGAGAGAACUACUUUCCUGGUAAACACCACAGCUAUCCUGCCAUCACAAGAAGUUUUCAGGAGCUUGAGUUUGCCACUUCAGAUCAUUCUUUCUGCUGCUAUGAUAUUUAUCCUAUUGGUUUCUUUCCUUGGAAACUUUGUUGUCUGCCUGAUGGUCUACCAGAAGGCAGCUAUGCGAUCUGCAAUUAAUAUCCUCUUAGCAAGCCUGGCUUUUGCAGACCUGCUGCUGGCAGUGCUGAACAUGCCAUUUGCUCUGAUAACAAUCAUUACCACUCAGUGGAUUUUUGGGGAUAUAUUUUGCAGAGUUUCUGCCAUGUUCUUCUGGCUUUUUGUCAUAGAGGGGGUAGCCAUUCUUCUUAUUAUUAGUAUUGACCGAUUUCUUAUCAUAGUUCAGAGGCAAGACAAACUGAACCCCUACCGUGCAAAGAUUCUUAUUGUGAUUUCCUGGGCAGCAUCCUUUGUUGUUGCGUUUCCGUUAUCAGUAGGGAAUCCUAACCUGCAAAUACCUUCGAGAGCACCUCAGUGUGUUUUUGGCUACUCUACAAGCCCAGGUUACCGAGCCUACGUGAUAAUUAUCUUGCUAAUUUCUUUUUUUAUUCCAUUCCUGGUAAUGCUGUAUUCUUUUAUGGGCAUACUCAACACUGUCCGCCACAACGCGGUUCGUAUCCAUAGCCACCCUGAUAGCAUAUGUCUCAGCCAGGCCAGCAAACUUGGUCUCAUGAGCUUACAGAGACCUUUUCAGAUGAAUAUUGAUAUGAGCUUUAAAACUCGUGCCUUCACAACCAUCUUGAUUUUGUUCCUUGUCUUCAUAGUCUGUUGGGCACCAUUCACCACUUACAGCCUUAUUGCCACGUUCAACAGCCACUUCUACUACAAGCACAACUUUUUUGAGAUAAGCACUUGGCUCCUUUGGCUCUGCUACCUCAAGUCUGCACUGAACCCGCUGAUUUACUACUGGAGGAUUAAGAAGUUUCAUGAUGCAUGCUUAGACUUGAUGCCCAGAUUUUUCAAGUUCUUGCCACAGCUCCCUGGCCACACAAGGCGGCGCAUCCGGCCCAGUGCCAUCUACGUGUGUGGGGAGCAUCGCUCGGUUGUUUGAAACUGCGGUGGUUUUGACAAUGAUUGUUGUGUGCUGGGGUCAUUUGUUUUUAGGUUUUAGGCUGAAUCUUGUUUCAUUUGGCUUUUUCAGUGUGGCCAUAUCUUAUAACUUAAUUAAAUUUUCAGUACUCUGUGCAAUUUUGGGAAGAUAGAGGGAGGGAGCGGGAUUGGCUAUAGUUGGGUUUACUACUAGAAUACAAUGUAACCAGAAUAACAAAUGUUACCUCUAGGAUUCCAUGGAAAUCCAUUCUUUUAAUGAAAACUGUAUUUGGAACAUCUUAUCAGAUUCAUGCUUACUAGGCCUACAAUUUUAUCUAAUUGUAGGAACCUUUUUUUAUGCUGCUAAGAUACGGUGUAUUUUGUUGGUGUAAUUUUUUUAAAAAACUGUUGCUGCUGUCUACCCAUAUAUUAGAGCCAAAAAGUCUCAUUAGAUUAUUUCUAUCUAAUUUAAUGAUAUUUCAGAAGUUUUCAUGGUAACAUUAAAAACCUUUUUUUUUUUUAAUAUUUCCAUUAAUAUUUUGUGCACUUUACAAAAUUUACUAUAUAGUUUGUUGAU